UCCUGGUUGAGUUUGCUGAAAAGAAGCUGCAGCAGAUCUUCUGAACAGCGGUGAGCAAUUCAAGAGCCGAUGGAGGAGAACAAGGAGAGUGAAGAUCUGCGUGAGGAACAUCAUGACAAACCUGGAGAAAAACCUUUCAGUCACUCAAAGGCUAAAAAGACAUUUUCAAAGAAAAGAAGAGCCGAGAAAACUUUCCCCUGCGCUCAGUGCGGGAAGAGCUUCAAACGUGAAUCAAGUCUUGAGAUCCACAUGAGGAUCCACGCUGGAGAGAAGCCAUUCGUGUGUGUCCAGUGUGGAAAGAGUUUCAUGGACAAGUGGAAACAUAAAAGACACAUGAAAAUCCACACCGGAGAGAAACCGUUUACAUGUGAUCAAUGUGGGAACAGUUUCGUGGAUUCGGCGUACCUUAAGAUUCACAUGAGGAUCCACACUGGAGAAAAGCCCUUUACUUGUGAUCGGUGUGAAAAGCGAUUCUCAACCAAGCAAAGUCUUGAGCUUCACUUGAGGGUUCACACUGGAGAGAAACCAUUCAUGUGUGUACAGUGUGGAAAGAGGUUCUCGGGAAAAACAAACUGUCAGCGUCACAUGAGGAUCCACAUCGGAGAGAAGCCGUUCAUGUGUGUUCAGUGUGGGAAGAGGUUCUCGAGAAAAACAAACUGUCAGCAUCAUAUGAGGAUCCACACCGGAGAGAAGCCGUUCAUGUGCGAAUGGUGUGAAAAGACAUUCUCAGUUAAAAAAAACCUUAAAGAGCACAUGAAAAUCCACACCGGAGUGAAGCUGUUCACAUGUGAUCAGUGUGAAAAGGCAUUUUUCUGUUCGUCAGACCUGAAGAAACACCAGAGAGUCCAUACGAAGGAGAAGCCGUAUUCAUGCUCUGAGUGUGGAAAGAGUUUUUCACAGCUCCAAGGUUUACGUAGCCACGAGAAAAUACACACUGGUGUGAGAGAGUACAUGUGCUUCGAGUGUGACAAGACUUACAUUUCGGCGAGCCAUUUAAAGCAGCACCAGAUGAUUCACACUGGAGAGAAACCUUACAAGUGUUCACACUGUGACAAGAGAUUCAAUUUGUCGUCCAAUCGGAAAGCGCACGAGAGGACCCACAGCAGAGAGAAACCGCACACGCGUGUGAUCAGUGCGGAAAGAGUUUUACUGUUAAAAGAUGCCUGAAGCUACACAUGAGGAUCCAUGCGGUGCAGAAACCAGUUAGUGAAGAAACCAGUUAGCUUCCUAACAGUCAGGAUGAUUGACCUGGACAUUUUGUUUGGCAUUAUACUGCCACAGAAAGCACACGUACGUCUGCAAGAUGUCUGUUAAAGAUCUCUUGAUCUGGAAAGCAUCUGCUGUCUACAAACGUCUGGCAGACAUCUUACAGAUGUCAGUUUUAUAUACAUUCUAAAUCAUAAACAUCUUAAAGACAUCUAAUUGAUGUCUAUUUGACAUCUAAAAGGAAAGAUACCGCAGAUGAGCGAAGACUCUAAAUAAUACGUUUUGCUGAUGGAAAUGUAGACAUCUAUCAGAGGCAGGUUUUUGAACAUGUAAGCUUUUCUCGCUGUUCUAAAUGAUGACGAUCUGUGCUGUUUUACAUGACGUUAAUUAGGAGAACCAGAGUAGAGAGCUGACACCAUUCAUUUGCGCAGUUCACGAUCAUUUACGAUUAAUAGGUUUCACACCCACGUUUUCUCUUCAGUCUAUAAAUCACUCGUACGCAUAUUCGCAAAAUGAUCACAAGAUCAUUGAGGCCCCAGAUAAUUCAUUCAUAGCAUUACAGCAGAAAAGACCAUUUAUAAGGGAAAGAGAACCUUGUAAGAAUAGGCCUUAAUGCUUUUUAAAGGGACACAUCUGGACACAUCUGUAUUUUUUAACUUGAGCCAACGAAUAAUAAUUUGUUUGUAAUUUACAGUAAAGAAAUCCACACUGUAGACUUUCUAACGAUGACACUGGAUGAGCUUUGUGUUUAUACAUCCCUGUCAUUAUAUUCUUCUACUUUAUACUGUUCAGUGCUUUGAUGCAACCUGUGUUGUUAAAAGCGCUAUAUAAAAUAAAAAUGAUUGAUUGAUUGUUUAAUGUGCAUGCGCUGGCCUUUGCCUAAUUCGUCAAAACAAAAAUUAAUUACUUGAGCUCUUUAUGGUAAAUAUUUAGAUUGAAGUUGAGUUGUCGCUCACUUGCAAUGAAAUCAGUUAAUGUUGCCCUUUCAAAGUGGCUCCCGCCUUCUGAAUGUUUGCCAUAAUUACCGCAUCUUUCAGAUUCUGCGAACCAUGCAAAGCAAAAGGCUAACAGGCACGCAAAGAAGUACAGUUCCUAAUGCAGGUGUGAGUUAUCGUCAUCUAUUUUUGAGUGAUUGCAAUGCAUUCUAAAUAUUGACUUGUUCUGUCAACCAGCGUGAUUUCUGGACAAGUCAUUCUCAAGUUUAUAACAAGUUUAAAUGAGCAUGAGCGCAGUUGAUGCAACACUUCGAGUUUGAUGGUACAAUAAAAUAACGAAUUGUGAUAAUAAAUUGUAUUUUACACAAUAAACUACAGAAUUUUUUGAAUGUGAUGCUACUGUACUGUA
This is a messenger RNA of Puntigrus tetrazona (Sumatra barb), 2550 nucleotides long. Its product is annotated as gastrula zinc finger protein XlCGF8.2DB-like. Gene Ontology annotation, molecular function: DNA-binding transcription factor activity, RNA polymerase II-specific; RNA polymerase II cis-regulatory region sequence-specific DNA binding. NCBI's taxonomy places the organism in Eukaryota, Metazoa, Chordata, Actinopteri, Cypriniformes, Cyprinidae. The coding region runs from base 70 to 1167 and encodes 365 amino acids. Gene Ontology annotation, cellular component: nucleus. The record is from RefSeq and is a predicted model, not a curated record. The transcript is spliced from 2 exons. Gene Ontology annotation, biological process: central nervous system development; regulation of transcription by RNA polymerase II.